GGCGACCACCUUCGGCGAACAUCGUCAUCAGUCGUGAACUGACUCGGGAGAAGGAUGGAGGAAGAGGCACGGAAGCUUCUCGAAGAAGGAAUAAGCAAGAAACUGGUCAGUCCUGGAAAAGGAGAACAGCCGAUCUUCCCUAAUGGCACCAAGGUGGUCUUCCACUACCUCACCCGCCUCUGUGAUGGCACCGUGCUGGACGACUCCAGAACAAUGGGGGGGCGCAGCAAACCCAUGGAGCUCAUCCUGGGCAAGAAGUUCAAACUGGCUGUGUGGGAGAGGGUGGUCAUCUCCAUGAGACAAGGAGAAGUGGCAGAAUUUACCUGUGAGACCCAGCACACAUCGCUGUACCCACUCGUGUCCCAGUCCCUGAGGAACAUCAGUGCUGGUAAGGACCCGCUCGAAGGCCAGAGGCACUGCUGCGGCAUCGCCCAGAUCCACUCCCACCACUCUCUGGGGCACAAGGACCUAGACAAGCUUCAGGCCAGUCCACAGCCUCUGGUCUUCGCCAUCGAGCUGCUCGAGGUUCUCCAUCCAGGGUCAUUCCAGCUGGACGUGUGGGCCAUGUCAGACACAGAAAAACUCGAGCUUGUGCCUCAGAUCCACGAAGAGGGCAACAUGCUCUUUAAACAAGGUCAAAUUCAGGAGGCUACUGAGAAGUACUACAAUGGCAUCGCCUGCCUCAAAAAUCUACAGAUGAAGGAGCACCCUGGAGAUGAAGCGUGGGUGAAGUUGGACCACAUGAUCACACCUCUGCUCCUCAACUUCUGUCAGUGCAAGUUACUCCAAGGGCAGUACUACGAAGUCAUUGAACACUGCACAUCCUUGGUCUUCAAAUAUGAGGAUAACGUGAAGGCCUUCUACAAGCGAGCUAAGGCCCACGCUGCCGUGUGGAACCAGACAGAGGCACGAGCAGACUUUGCUAAGGUGCUGGAUUUGGACCCCUCCCUGGGACCGUCUGUAGCCAAAGAGCUGAGGGCCAUGGAGGAUAGGAUCCGCUCCAAGGAGAAGGAGGAGAAGGGUCGCUACAAAGGCCUAUUCAACCACAACGAACCCCCAGCUACUGUCACUACAGGUUGAAUCUGUCAUUGAAAACAAGUGGAUGCCUGUGAAUUUCAAGAUGGAGGAGAAACAGUGGACAAUGCUGGUGUUUUAGUUUUGUCCAUGAUGCACCCAAGACAAACACUCUUCCACCUUGCCCUCUAUGGAAGCACUCUCACACGGUCAAUGCACCCACAAUUCAUCAAGGUGCAAUUUGCCUUCCAGCCUUAUUCCUCUGAACUCCCCCUCUUUUGUUUGAAAAUUCAGUUUUCAAUUGGGACACAUUCACUUUAAUGAAAUUUAAAUAUCCCAUUCUGACCUUGGGUCUGUACUGGCCAGCAGCACCUGUCAUUCAGAGCAUUGUGGUCUUGAAUCAGAAACUAAAAAUUUCAAUUACUCACUGAACCUGUUCUUUAGAAAUGUCAAAAGAACUUACAGAUACACUGAGCAACAACCUUCACAGGAUUUGCUAGAGAUUUUUCUUUUUCACUUUGUGCAAUGUCAUUAUUUUGCAAUUUCUAUACCAAACAUCAAUUUGCCACUGUAUUAGAAACAAGUAUAUCUUACACAUUUAAUGUUGAAUUACUUUAGCUGUGGGAUAAUAUUUUUUUUUACCUGUAACCUUAGGCAAACAAAGACAAUUUACAAGUCAAUGCUCUCCUUUAAGAAUUAGUUUUUUUUUUUGCACAAGGAACAUGAUGUACUCACGUGAACACCUCUGCCUUGCACUGUCAGAGCUUGUUUUCUGUCUUGAUCAAUAGACCCGAACAGGAGGCCAUUAUCUCCUGGGAGAAGCAACUGGGAAACUGAGCUGUCUGUGACAAUCACUAUGUAACACACGUGGAAUUAAUCUCUUUGCUUUCUCCUGUGUUCUUGUUUCAUAUAUGUAAGAAAUGCUACCAUUAUGUUGUUUUAGUCAAUAUAUAUUCAUCAAAAACCCUUGGCAUCUCUUCCACCUGGCCGCUGUACUACGAAGCUCGUUCACUUCUAAUAGGGGUAAAUCGCCACGGAACCUUUUUGUUGAACGGCUCACCUGCUUAUGUGGGAGAUAAACGAUCAAUCAGUAUAAAAGCACCGGCCACUGAUAAAUCAAUUUCUUUGAAACAUCAGUGUUCUUAGACGAUCCAGUGUAGCUGGGUGUGGAUUGUUAGUGGGUCUCUGAGGAGGACAAAGGUCGACAGAGACUGACAAAAUCCUUUUACCUACUCUGAUGAGUAUCUUUAUGAAAUAUAUAUAUUCUCAUCAGAGGGAAUAAUAAACCUUUGUCAGCUGCUGGAGGCAACAGAAGCAACCUGACACAUAGGAACAAUGUGCUCACAGUAACAGACUGUCUGCAUCGCUCUGUUUCUUUGGGAGGAACUGAUAUUGAUGUGUUAGCGGCGGGAUAACCAGACAUAGUUUUAUACUUUCAUCCUUCCCUUUCAGUAGGUUUAUCCUAUGAAAUUAAAUAUUUAUUUGGCAUGGGGGAUAGAGUUUACAGAUUUACCUUGUGACAGCCCCAUCCCUCCCCUCUCUCUUUCUCUGAGACUUGAACAAUCAGCCCUCACCAAAAUGAUACUACACUGUUGCGCAGUGUGCACUCUCCUUAAAGGGAAGGAUAAGGGCCAUUUAAAACAAUGUCUGGUUGGUUAAGUCAAUCCCUGAUGCCAACACCCCCAGUCAGUGCAGACAGUGUGUGUCACACCAAAGCUCAUUAUAGAGGCUACACCACGUGAUCAAGUGAAACAUUUUGUCUCUCAUCCAAAAGGCUUCUUCACUUCAGUUCAACAGGUCUUUUAGUAAAGAACAUUCAUAUUUCGUGGCCCUGAGUUAUUCAUCUCCUUCCCAUGCAAAAUUAUAUUGUGGUCACAAUCUUUUUUCCCCAAAUGUAACUUACACAUUCACACAAUUACAGAUUUUUUUUACCAGCUGUAACUGUUUCUUUUAGUCUGGAUAAUGUGUUUGUUCUCCACCUCUUUUUGUAAUGUAACAGUUUGCUUCUCAUUGUGAAAUAUGCUGCUGCCAUUUAAACGUGUCCAUGUCUGUGAUUGGUCAUACGCAGUAAACACCGCCCCUUUUUAUGUGUACACAUGUUCAGAUCUUGAUGAGGAAAAGCUGGGUUGACAACCAGUUGAUAACCAGCUUCGAGUGACUGCUUAGCCUGACUGUGAUUGUUAGGGGGUUAUCCUGGGUAUGUUGAACUCGCUUCGUAGUACAGGCCCCUGCUCAGAAAGAGCUACGCUUACUGUUCAUGUGAAGCAGUGGGUCAUUAUCCUGAAGUGAGAUGUUAUUGCGGUUGUGAUUAUGUAACUGAAAAUAAAUGUUUAUCCCCAA
This is a messenger RNA of Hippoglossus stenolepis (Pacific halibut), 3354 nucleotides long. It is a transcript of the gene aip, whose product is annotated as aryl hydrocarbon receptor interacting protein. The record is from RefSeq and is a predicted model, not a curated record. The transcript is spliced from 7 exons. Gene Ontology annotation, molecular function: protein binding; peptidyl-prolyl cis-trans isomerase activity. Bases 55 to 1080 code for a protein of 341 amino acids. NCBI's taxonomy places the organism in Eukaryota, Metazoa, Chordata, Actinopteri, Pleuronectiformes, Pleuronectidae.